AUGAUGAACAAGAAACUUUCAACUUUCUCAUUUCUGCCACUUAAAUUUAUUGGAUUGCUGAUUUUGCCACAGGAAGGUAACCAGAAACGCCAUGAACAACCUACAAACUCCGUGAGAAGAAGCUUGAAGAGGAAGCUGGAGGACGAAUUCAUCGUGGAUCGGAAGAUCACUUCAUCUGAUGACGCGACUCAACAAGAUCUACUAUCUGAAGUUCGCGCUCAGGUCAAAAUCCUCGACUAUACUUUUUCAUCGAACGGAUCAGAUCGUGCUUUAGUCAAACGUUCGAUUCAUAUCCUCUCCGAACUCGCCAAAAACGUUGUCGUUGAUUUUUGUUUAUGCAUCAUAUUUCUUCACUUGAUAACUCCUCCGCUCUAUUCCUAUGGUGGUCGUCAACGUCGAAAUCGAUGGAUGACAGCGGAGCUACGAUCGAUCAAAGUGGUAAGGUCGAUGGCGAUUGCUGAAAUCGCGAGGAGGGGCAGGUCGGAAGCCAUCUUCUUCGGUGAGUUCCUCAACGCUCUUUCUCUCUUCUCAUCAAUACCUAAAUGA
Molecule: messenger RNA, 546 nt
Organism: Lactuca saligna
Lineage: Eukaryota; Viridiplantae; Streptophyta; Magnoliopsida; Asterales; Asteraceae
Source: the annotation of a GenBank genome assembly